This is a messenger RNA of Poecilia reticulata (guppy), 2957 nucleotides long. RefSeq lists its product as uncharacterized. The record is from RefSeq and is a predicted model, not a curated record. Lineage: Eukaryota; Metazoa; Chordata; Actinopteri; Cyprinodontiformes; Poeciliidae. Gene Ontology annotation, cellular component: endosome. Gene Ontology annotation, molecular function: phosphatidylinositol binding.
ACGUAACAGUGCGUCCACUAGAUGUCGCGCUUUCACCGUCUACGCUUGACUCGGGAGGACUCCCCGCAGCCAAUCACAGCUCCGCUUUAACCAGCUUGAUAAAGUUUCUCGUUUUCCGCUGUCCGAUUGCGUUCACGAAGCCAAACAGCGUCUUUGUCGUUUCCUUCUUCUUCGUCGCUGCGGAGCUUUAAAGAUGGUAGUAAACAAACUAGCUGCUACUUCAUCCAACUCUUAUCGACUCAAAGUCAGCCACGCCGGCGGAAGGAGCCUGCUGUGAGGGAAGAAGAUGUAUCUGUGGCGUCUUUCCAUCGCUGUGAGCCUCGGCCUGGUUUGGUAUUUUUCAGACUGCGGUCGCACAGUCACGCAGUACGUUAUAUGUUUCCUCCUCUGCGUUCCAACGCGGCUGCUGUUUGGAAACAAUGGGCGAGAGAGCAGCACCCAAACUGAUGAAGAACCCAAAGAGCAUCCGCCUGAGGAAUAUGUCGAGAAAGAGUCGUUUGAACAGACUGAUGUGAGGAACCUCGAGCAGAACAUCCCGCUGACUUCUCAAUGUCCGCAUGUAAAGAAAUCCCUUCAGCAAGUGUUCGAGUGCGCCUACGCUCAGCUGGUUCUGCCUUGGUACGCCGUCCCCGAGCCCUGCGAGCAGCAGCCUCUGCACAAGGUGCUCAGCAGGGAUUUCGACUUUGUAAUCGACCGCAUCAUUGAGAGGGCCAGGGACUUUGAUGUCUGCCAGGCCAUGGUGGACUGCAUCAGGAUUCUGACGCAGCACUUGCAUGAUGCAAAGCAGCCUGACCGAGACCCGCUGUUCAGCGCUGCCGCUCUGGAAAUGGCGCUUCUCCGAGAGCUUUCCGACGCCCUGGUGCGCAGCUUGUUCCCCCGAUCUGUCUGGGGCCAAGAAACCAACCGUUGUGCCUUUAAUGAGAUCAUUGCCUUAAAGGGCCUGGGCCUUAUAGUGAAUUGGCUCUCCGACCCCGACAACCUGAACCAGCUGGUGGUGAAUCAGCUCGACAGAGUCGCUCUGAAAAGCUGUGCAGAGGAGAUGAGCGUAUCUGACCCAGAUCGCGCCUCCGUUUCUUCGCGGGAGGGCGAAGGAGACGAGGAAGGCAGUGAAGUGAAUUCGCCUGGAGCAGAGAGUUCAACCGGGACUGCAUUCACAUUCAAAAGAAAAGGUCUUAAGUUAAGGGAAGGAUGGUCCAAAUUUGUGGACAAGAUGAAGUCAAAGAAAGCCAAGAAGAAGAAGAUAAAAAAGAUGGAGCAGGAGCUGGUUAAUAGGAUCAUCGCGACACAGGGAGACGGGUCCAACGAUGAGGACGACGGCAGCAAAGAGGGCUCGUUCAUCAGCCAGGACGACUCGGACAGAGAGGACAGCGAUCUAGACGAGUACCUGGCCAGCGUCCAGGAGGACAUGAUGGAGUUCAAGCUUUCUUAUGAGAUAUGGCGCGUUGGCUGCUGGGCUGUCAGCAUCCCUCAUGUCGACUGGGAGGACGACGAGCUAAUCUUCACCGUUCACUUGGAGGAAAAGGACAGCCCUGAGAAUUUACACUGGGACAUCAAGAAGACUUACAUGGAUGUUGUUUAUUUCCGCAACAGAUGGCAGGACUCCACCAGCCUUCCCACCAUCGUCACCCUGGAAGACUCUGAGGUCAGCGCUGAGGUGAAAGAAGAAGCCACAGCCUCAGUUGAGCACUUCCUGCAGGAGUUGGUAUCUGACGCCAUGAUUGGCCACACUCAGCCCGUUUUUCAGUUCCUGUGUCCGCUCGACAAGCUGCUGAACGAGGAGGAGCAUUAUGCAGGCGUGUGGGGGAUUCUUAGCGGUCUGGCCUACUUCCUCACUCCAGGCCAAGAGGAAGAAGAGAACUCAAGCCUGCAGACAGAAGUCCCCAAAGAAAACACACUGCCAUCUCCACAUCCUGAGUCGACCUCCCUCUCUGCAGAAAAUCAUUGUAAUUCCACUCCGCUUCUGAACGGAUCCCCGCUCCCUAAGAUCGUCGUCUCCCAGUACAACUCUUCUCCAAAACAGCCUGAGGAAGCAGAAGCUAACCCACAUGAAAACUGCCUCCAGGACUCUGAUAACACCUUAACCUCUCACUUCAAACUGAUCAUCAAGGGACUAAGCAGAACCAGGUCGCAGGAGUCUCUGUCCUCCUCGAAGGCCAGCGGGGACGAGGAGCCGCCUGAUGAGACGCAGCAGGCGGCCGCAGAGGGGCCGUCGCGCCUCGGCUGCGGCUCAAAGUCAAAUAAAAAGGAGCGGACGUGUUUCAGGAUGUCAGGUGUAGCGGGGAAGACGAAAGGAAAGGAGACAACGCCGGGCGCUCUGCAGAGAGGAGACGACUCUCAGGGUCAGAGAGGUCAAGGCAGCUGGGAGCAGCUGGAGUCAACCAAAGCCAUUUUUGAGCUGCUGAAAGAAAUAUCAGGAAACUCCAUUCUGAUCAACAUUUUUGAUGCCAUAUUAAAACCUGUGAUGCCCAUCUUGAAGAAGAAGAUUAACUCUUUCCUGAACAAGUUGAACCCGACGGAGGAGCAGAUGGCAGCCUACAUCGACGCUCUGCGCAGCAAGCUGUGGCCGGAGAUGCAGCAGGUCACCGCUCCUCAUCCUCGCACCGACGAGGAGAUGAAGGAGACCCGGGAGCGAGCGCACGACCUCAUCAACGCUCGAUAUUCAAACUAUCUCGUCCUGAAGAAGACGGACGUGGAGUCGGUUUUUAAUCUCUUCCAGAACAAAGAGGAAAACAGAACUCUGAUCUGUAUGCUACUCGCGUUCCUGUUGAGGGAGUUUCUGCCUACCGAUCCCUCGCUUCACAUAAGUGCUGCUAUUCUUCACAAAGUGACCAACCACGCCAUCUAAGCUGUGAAACCUUCCUUUAUUUUAAUGUGCAACCAUUUUUUUUUAAAUAAUAAUGUUUAUAAUUAAUUGCCUUAAUGUUUGGGAUCAUGUGUGUAUAAAUAUGAAAGAAGUU